Messenger RNA from Cucumis sativus (cucumber), 1010 nucleotides. RefSeq names its product short-chain dehydrogenase reductase 3b. Lineage: Eukaryota; Viridiplantae; Streptophyta; Magnoliopsida; Cucurbitales; Cucurbitaceae. Bases 130 to 918 code for a protein of 262 amino acids. The record is from RefSeq and is a predicted model, not a curated record. The transcript has 3 exons.
AUCUUUCAAUCAUAUACAUAAAAAUCAGUUGAGAUAUUUUUCUUUAAAAAUAGCUUAUAUAGUUUGUGUGAAAAUUUGAACAUAUAUCCAAAAUGCAUAUAGCUUGAGCCUUUGAAUAAGCUCUCAACAAUGUCUAAUCCAACCAGGAGGCUGCAUGAGAAGGUGGCUCUCAUAACAGGAGCUGCCAGCGGUAUUGGGGAAGAGACGGCCAGGCUAUUUGUAGCCAAUGGUGCUUUUGUUGUCAUAGCUGACAUCAACGAUGAACUAGGCCAGAAAGUGGUUACGUCCAUUGGUGUCGACCGGGUUAACUUUCAUCAUUGUGAUGUGAGAGACGAGAAGCAAGUUGAAGAAACGGUGAGCUAUACUAUCGAAAAACAUGGCCACCUUGACAUUCUUGUCAGCAAUGCUGGCAUUGUGGAGACGCCCUCUUCGAUUCUAGAGCUUGACAUGUCUAACUUUGACAAUGUAAUUUCGACCAACGUUCGAGGAGUGCUUGCAACGAUCAAACAUGCUGGACGAGCAAUGGUGAAGCAAAAAAUACGAGGGUCAAUCGUCUGCACGGGGAGCACGGCAGCGCUAAUUUCCUUUAACCCAUCAUUAACGGCAUACACAAGCUCAAAGCAUGCGGUGUUAGGGUUGGUGAGGUCGAGCUGCGAGGAGCUGGGGAUGUAUGGAAUAAGGGUGAACUGCGUGUCACCCCACGGGUUGGCAACGCCGCUGGCUUGCCGGUGUUUGAAUAUGGAAGUGAGUGAGGUUGAGGAGAAACUUAGUUCAAUGGUAAGUUUGAAGGGUGUGGUGUUGAAGGCUAGCCAUAUAGCUGAAGCUGUUAUGUUUCUUGCAUCCGAUGAAUCAGUUUACAUAAGUGGACAAAACUUGAUUGUUGAUGGAGGCUUCACCGCGGUCAAACCAUUAAUGUAAUGUCUUUAAUUCUCUUUUCAUUUACUAUGUGAAUCUGUGAUGUAUUCAAUUUCCAAUAAGAGUUGAUCAAGUUUGGAACCACAGCUAAGAUA